Hippocampus comes (tiger tail seahorse) is the source of this 1928-nucleotide messenger RNA. RefSeq names its product AE binding protein 2 (gene aebp2). The transcript has 8 exons. Gene Ontology annotation, cellular component: ESC/E(Z) complex. The record is from RefSeq and is a predicted model, not a curated record. Lineage: Eukaryota; Metazoa; Chordata; Actinopteri; Syngnathiformes; Syngnathidae. The coding region runs from base 139 to 1461 and encodes 440 amino acids. Gene Ontology annotation, biological process: regulation of transcription by RNA polymerase II.
UCGUGACGUCACAAAAAACGCCUGCUGUGUUCAACGCUUGAAUUGCAGACGGCGAAGAGAAGCAUCAGGAAAGCAACUUUUUUUGUUUUGUUUUUUUAAACAGGAAUAACCUAAAAUAAAUAACCGUGGGGGGUAAAUAUGGCUCAGAUAACAGCUGAUGGAGCCGAACCAGACUCUCGGUCAACGUUGGAGCACAAUGACAACGGAGAAACCGUCCGUACCGGCUUCGAGAGACAGGCCGUGUCGGACUCCAAACAGGAACCGGAUAACAAGAACGACAUCGGGCUAGAAAUUGACGUUAGUGGCGACCGAGGUGCUGGAGCGCAAAACGACCACAACUCGUUGCUUGGAAAAGACGAGCGAGACUACGGCAAACUCUCCGAGCCGGCCAAAAGUCCCGCACAGGGGAGUCUUGCGAGUAGCACCGAGUCCGCCCAAGAGGGCUCCCGGGUGCUGAAAGCAGAACAAAGGGAAGGAGGCGACGGCUCUCCCUCGCUGCCAGCGGAGCCCACAAAGGCCGCGGAGAAACACGAGCACGGCGUGAAAAGACGGGCCAGCGUGGAAGUGACCUCGUCCGACGGGGAGCCGCUCAGUCGGAUGGAUUCAGAGGACAGUAUCAGCAGCACUCUAAUGGACAUGGAGAGCAUAGCAUCAAGUGGCCGCUCCACACCAGCGAUGUUUAACAGUCACGGCGGGACUAUGGUUGCGGGCAACGGCCCAAUGCCGGUGAACGGCAAGUCAUUGAGCUACACGUGCUGUUGGGAUCACUGCCAGGUACAUUUUUCCUCCAGUCCCGAUCUGGCCGAUCACAUCCGAGCCACCCACGUGGAUGGACAGAGAGGAGGAGUAUUUGUGUGUCUGUGGAAGGGCUGUAAAGUUUACAACACACCGUCCACCAGUCAGAGCUGGCUGCAGAGACACAUGUUGAGUCACAGCGGCGACAAGCCUUUCAAGUGCGUGGUCGGCGGCUGCAAUGCCACGUUUGCCUCGCAGGGUGGGUUGGCGCGGCACGUGCCCACUCAUUUCAGCUCUCAGAGUUCGUCCAAAGUUUCCAAUCAAGGCAAAAUGAAGGAGGAAUCUCCAUCAAAGGCCGGCCUCAACAAGAGGAGGAAGCUCAAGAACAAGCAUCGACGCUCGCUCCCCCGCCCUCAUGAUUUUUUUGACGCUCAGACCAUGGAUGCCAUCCGCCAUCGAGCGAUAUGCCUCAACUUGGCCACACACAUAGAGAGCCUUGGAAACGGACACAGUGUUGUGUUCCACAGCACGGUCAUAGCAAGGAGGAAAGAAGAAUCUGGCAAAGUUAAAGUCCUUUUGCACUGGACACCUGAAGACAUACUGCCUGAUGUUUGGGUGAGUGAGAGUGACCGAGUGCACCAGAAGACCAAAGUUGUGCAUCUGUCCAAGCUGCCAACUGACACAGCUGUUCUACUGGAUCCCAACAUUUAUAGGAUGUUCUUCUAAGAAUUUCUUCUCGUCCUGAAGUCGAACUACAUACAAAGAUUUUUAGAGAGUUUAGAGACUUAUUUUUGUGGUUAGGAGCUUAAUCUGCGAAGAUAUUUAGGGAUAUUUUGUAACUAGGUUCAGAGGAGUCAGUUUGGACACAUUUGUAGAGAGAAGCAGUCUGUAAAUAUUUGAGAUUUGUAAUAUAUUUUUUUACCUCCAUUUUUUUUUUUAUGGACCGUAGAUGUAUGUACCUUUUCAAACAAACAUAAAAUAGUUGACAUUUUUGAGGCAAUUAUCAGGUUUUGUCAGCACCGUGAAACAAAUCGCCUUAAACUGUCAUUAGUGCUGUACUGCCUUUUUCUCUUUUUUUCUCCAAAAUGUGACCUUUUAAUAAGAGAGCCUCGAAGCAACUGAUCUAUCUGCUGUAUUGUUCCUGUGUGACGUGUGUUUUCUUAGGCAUAUAAAGUUCACAAAUUGAGACUUCA